Molecule: messenger RNA, 2970 nt
Organism: Vitrella brassicaformis
Lineage: Eukaryota; Vitrellaceae
Source: the annotation of a GenBank genome assembly
CACUUCUCCAAUGUGGUGGUUCACGAGCACCCCGGCUGCCAUGGCAAUUGGCAUCGCCCUCUGCCUCUUCGCCUUUUUCACUCGACACACUUUCGCCCAGAAACAGCAGCAGCAGCAGCAGGAUAAGUACUUGACCUUCAGGGAGAGCGGCCUCGCCUACAUCCACCCAAGGGAACACGCACAGUGAGCGCCAAACAGAAGAACCGCAAGAGAUACUCACACUCACCCCGGCGUUUGCAACUGAUGCGAUGUGGCCUUUGUGUGUGCAGAUAUGUGUCGCCCUUCACGACCAUCGCCCUCCGCCACGGAGAGGUGCUGCUGUCUGAUGGCCUGGAGAGCAAGGUCAAGGUGUCGGCCCGCGACGAGGGGCAAACGGUGCUGUCCUCCGACCAGCGCACCCUCAUCUAUAAGCCCGCCACACCCAACAAGCCGCUGCCGCGUGGAGAGCGGGUCACCGUGCUUGUAAAGCCCGGCAUCAAGACAGUCAAUGGCACCGUGCUGCCAGGUAGAUGGACAGGGAGUCCGGCAGGGGGGAAGGGAACGGGGCAACACGCCAGGCUGGUGCUGUCACUCACUGUGUUGGGCACGUGUGCGUGUGUGUGCGAAUGCAGGCGUUAAGUGGUCAUUCAUUGUGUCGGACCAUCAUGGUGGCUAUCCCGGUGCACGCUUAUACGCGGGCAACGACUGGGCUCCGAUCGAGCCGAAGGCACUCAUGAACCAGCCUAUACCCCUCAACACUCACGCGUCAGUCCUCAGUUUUGACCGCCAAGGCCCGCCCCCCAAAUUGCCCUUCCCACCUGCCAUGGCUGACAUGGAGGAGGGGUGGUACCCUUACACGAAUACACAUACACAUACACAUCCAUUCCCCACACACUCACCCCACCCCCUAUCUGUGUCUGUCCCUAUGCGUGCGUCUGUGCCGUGUGUGUACGUCAGGUACGAGGCGCCCUUUAACCACUACAAGACCAUCCCCGACCAUCUGCCGCGGAUGCGGGUGCGGGGGAAGCCCAAGUAUGAUCAGCUUGCCCCGGGCUACUUCUUCAUGUCAAACAUGUGAGACGGCACAACGGGCGGACAGACAGGGAAACAGCUUUCUUCAUGAUCUGGCAAGGGUGUGUGUGAUGAUCGUGGUGGAUGUUGCAGCAUUUUCGACACGGAACCCUUUGGCCACGUGUGGCACCCAGCAGUGAUGGUUGUGGACAACCAUGGUGACCUUGUCUAUUACGAUGCCAGGGGUGAAUGGAAGAAUCAGACUCGAGGGGAGGCGCCGGGCAUCAUUGAGAUAUCGCCGAUGGGCCGGCUGCUCGUGAAAGAGAACGAGGCAAUCACUGAAAAGGACAAUGACCUCAAUUUCGUCAGACGACACCAUCCCGAGCACGGUGGGACAGACAGCUUACCUAAGCCGUGCCAUUUUCCUCUUUGUCCCCUUUGUCAGGCUACCAGUUGAAUGCACACGACAUGCGAAUGGACGCAAAGGGGAACCGGCUCUUCACAAUCGCGUAACAGAAACAGAGACGAUGCUCACGUACACAGCACUCUUCCUUUCAACAUGAUGUGGUAUGUUAUGUCGCAGCGACCCGCAGCCCAUCAAUGUGAAGGGCAUGUGGGAGGGCGCCCCAGACACCGCAGUCAAAAUCGUGGGUGCGGUCGUCCAGGAGGUCGACCAUCAGAACAACGUUGUCAUGGAAUUUCGCUCGUGGGACCACUUCGAGCUGCCCUGGCUCAUCAAGCAGUCUGCCAUCGAGUUCAACGCUACGAGCCCGAUAUGGGACCUGAUUCAUCAGUAAGUGCUUCGAACCAGCCAGGCAACACACAUACUCGUCGUACAUUCCCUCAUAUCCAUCUCGCGUGUUCCACGCGUGCGUCAUUAUUGUGCGUUCGAAGAAACUCAGUAGAUUUCACGGACGACGACAGCAUCGUCAUCAGCUGGAGGGGGACCAGCAGUGUGCUGAAGGUCGACAGGGAGACCGGCGAUGUUGUGUGGCGGCUGGGGGGCACCCAGGCCUUCAACCAGUUCAAGCUUACCCAAGACGCCGCUCCCAAGGGCGGUAAGUUAGUCGCGUGGAAAUCAGAGAUUGUGUCUGUUUCUAAUCCAUGUGUGCCUGCGCCAUGAUGGAUGCAGAAUCCAAGAUGCCAUCGUUCAUCGGGCAGCAUGACGCAUCGCUCAAGGGCAACAGGCUGACCGUCUUCGAUAAUGCAUUCCUCGACCGUUACGUACCCGGGUGUGUUGGUGGUGUUGCCAGCUUUGAGACAACGUUCUCGUCACGGGCACUUGAAUACAAUCUCGAUCAGCACUCAAUGGUGGCCAAGAGGAUCUUCUCCUACAGCGGCCCCAGACGUGCAGAUGGCAGCCUCAAGUACCGCUAUGUCUCGCGGUGCCAUGGGAGCUUUCAGAAGACCGACAAGGGCACCGGGGUCAUCGGCUGGGGGGGGAUGCACAUCACCGGCCACCUGCCUGUUGUCGAGGAGGUCUCUGUCGACGGCGAGCUGCUGCUAUCGUUCGACUGGAUGAGCGGCGCCAACUCGUACAGGGCGAGGAAAUACGGGUGGCGGAACGUCACACCGCACUGGCGCCCGACGCUGCUGCUCAUCGACCAGGUGCUCUACUACAGCUGGAACGGCUCCACCGACGUGGCUGCGUGGCGCAUCGAGGCGGCAGAGGGGCCCGGCAAGCCAUUCACCCGAGUGACGAAACACAAGCGGACCAGAUUCGAGCACUCGGUCGCUCUGACCAAGACGGCCUUGACGCCUGGCGGCCGUUGCAUGGUGUACCGGGCGAUUGCCAUGGGGAAGGACGGCAAGCAGCUCGGGGCGAGCGAUGGUGUGCACACAGCCGAGUGCGGUGACACCGGUGGCAAGAAGGGCACCGUGCGAGCCUAAGGGAAGGGGUCUCUGUCUCGGUAGCGUUUGUCAAUGUGUGCAAGAUCAGGUUGUUGUGGGUGCCUCAUGUGCUGCAUGUGUGUGUGUGUG